This is a messenger RNA of Tympanuchus pallidicinctus (lesser prairie-chicken), 1450 nucleotides long. RefSeq lists its product as uncharacterized. NCBI's taxonomy places the organism in Eukaryota, Metazoa, Chordata, Aves, Galliformes, Phasianidae. The record is from RefSeq and is a predicted model, not a curated record. The coding region runs from base 263 to 1450 and encodes 395 amino acids. The transcript is spliced from 6 exons.
CUUCUGAAUGGCUGUACCCAGGGGAUGCCCAGCAGGUGUUUCAGCAAACUGCGCUGAAGUCUCGGCAGAGAGCCAGGUGGGGGCAUGGACGGUCAGCACACGUGUGGGGGAAAAGCGGACCUGGGGGCACUUGCUGACAGAAGCCGUGGCAGUCAGGCACCAGCUGCAGCUAGGGAUGGGCAGGCAGUUCUUGCAGCCAGCUGAUUUCCAAGCAUUGCCUUCCUCAAGAGACGACAUUGCAUAGCAGAAGAAAGCUGGGAAAAUGCUUCUUCCUCAUGAUUUUUCCCUUGUUGAUGCUUUCUGUAGGUUCCUCUCCAAAAGGAGAACUCAGGAAUCCAGGCAGCUGAAGAUUGCGGCGCUGCAGGCGAUGUCAAGGACAAAACCUGUGCAUCUGUGGAACGGUGCGGGGCAAGGAGGGAAACGUAAAGCCUCCGCAGAAGCUGAUGCCAGUGGCCUUCCUCUGAAGCGCAGCCACGUGGAAAGCCAGGAGUGUGGCACAGCACCCAAGAGAGCAGUGGCGAGCAGCUCGGAUGUGCCGGAGGACAUCACGGACAUCCAGGGUUUGCUCUCUUGGAUCAAUGACGUGGCAAGAGCUGCUGAGGUCCCCCAGGAGAACCCCAGCAGCCCUGCCCCCGGAUGUCUCAUCGCUGAGCUCCCUGACAACCCUGGGGACAGCAGAGAGCUCAGCACACAGGCUGCUACCGGGACGCCCACCGACCCCUUCUGGGGGCUUCCUCCAUCCCCCGGGCUCCUGUCUGAGCUGCAGUGCGGGCUGUCGGAGCUGCGCCCCGUCGUGCCACCAGCGAGCGCCCGGCUCAGCCCACGGCCGACCACCCUGGCCGUCAGCGCACCUCCCUCAGCGCAAAGCGCACAGCCCACCGAGGAGGUGCAGCAAAGGCAGCCCCAGGAGGCUCAGGCUCACUCGCCCCCGUCGCCAGGCUCUGUCCCCAGCCAGGUGGCAGAAAAGAAGAACAGGGGCAGCACCAAGCGGGGGGCCAAGCGCCCUGCGCCUGCCGGCACCCUGCAGAAAGGGGAGAGAUCCCAGCAGGAGCAGCCCACCAGCAGCGCUCCUGCCAAGAAAAGGAAGCUGCCGCCCCGCGGGGAAAGAGCAGAGAGGAAAGGCCGCAAACAGCCGUGCCAAGCAAAGCUGUCUGGGGCCGGAGCAGGAGCCAGCGAGCUGCGCAAUCACCUGCAGCAAUGCAUCCAGGCCGUGCACCCGCUGGGGCAGAGGGUGACUGCGGUGGGCCCGGCGGGUGGCGGUGUAAUACCGCUGGUGAUGGAGGAGUCGCUGCCCAUCACAGCGGAGCAGCGGCCCGAGCGGGAGCGCAUGAAGAACCUGGCCCAGGAAGAGCGGCAGCGGGCGGCCCAGCAGAUGAAGAUCGGCCCCGUGCAGUUCCUGGUGCAGCGGGAGAUAGACAUGGCCAUCGCCGACCAGUACGGCUACCCGUAA